Messenger RNA from Stereum hirsutum FP-91666 SS1, 1638 nucleotides. RefSeq lists its product as uncharacterized. NCBI's taxonomy places the organism in Eukaryota, Fungi, Basidiomycota, Agaricomycetes, Russulales, Stereaceae. The transcript is spliced from 12 exons. The record is from RefSeq and is a predicted model, not a curated record. The coding region runs from base 1 to 1638 and encodes 545 amino acids.
AUGAUUUUUUUGCCUGCAGUCGCAAGUGGAGACCCGUUCAACACUUCCGUCCUGCUAUGGACACGUGCGGUUCCAUUUAAUAACGAGACAGGCACGGGUCCAUCGCCUGAGAGCGUUCCCGUCUGUGUCUCCUACUCAAUCUUCAACGAUUCUUCAUUGGAGGGAACGCCGGUAGACUCGGCUCAGGGGUUCACCAGCUUUGAUGUCGAUUUCACGGUCAAGAUGGAGGCUACUGGCCUUGAGCCUGACACUAAAUAUUGGUACCAGUUCGCAGACUGCACAAACUCUUCGAACGUCAGCCCCGUUGGUGCGACGAGGACGAUCGCCAGCCCGGACACGCCUGCCGAGCAAGUCAACGGCGGGAACAACUUUACUUUGGCAGUAUUCUCCUGCUCACAAUACCAGGCUGGCUGGUUCAACGCCUACAACUUCGCGUCGCACAACACUACUGCUGACGUCUUUGUUCACCUCGGUGAUUACGUGAGUGACUAUUCAAGGAACGGGGUAAAACAUGAACCUAUCGGCCGCAAAGUCGAGGGCCGUGAGCUCGCGACCGUACACGACUAUCGUCAGCGUAUCGGCCAAUACAGAACGGACGUUGGCCUCAUCGCUGCUCACCAGAACGCUCCGUGGAUCACUGUCUGGGACGACCAUGAGGUGGCAGACCAGGCGUGGAAGGCAGGAACGGCGGACAGUAACGAUUCGAGCGUCGGUUGUUCGUUCUCUGAAUCUGAGGCCUGUUUCACGGAUCGGAAGCUUGCUGCUGUUCGUGCGUAUCACGAAUGGUUGCCCAUCAGGCAGGUCGAUGCGGACGACAAACUUAGGAUCUGGAGGAACUUCCAGAUUGGACAGCUUUUGGAUUUGACCAUGCUGGAUACCCGCCAAUACGAUCGCGAUGUGACUGACGUGAGUUUGAAAUAUGUAGAUGUCAACACCAUCGCCGCCUUUGCCAACCGCUCCUUGAUGGGCUUCGAACAAGAGAACUGGUUCUUCGACUCAUUGACCGAGUCUCAAGCCCGAGGAGCGGUGUGGCGCGUUGUGGGUCAGCAAAUUGUCUUCACACAGUUGAACGAAUCUGGAGUCUGUACGUUUAUUCCUGCCGACGCAUGGGACGGUUACCGCGCGAACAGGCAGCGCGUGCUCGACCAUCUCUUCUCGAACGGGAUCAACAACACGGUAAUACUUUCUGGGGACAGUCACGCCAAUUGGGUGUCCGAUCUCGCUCAUCCCAAUGAUACGAGUUACGAUCCAAUCACCGGCGCAGGUGCCGCAGGCGUCGAGUUCGCCGGGACUGCUGUGACCUCCGGGUCCUCCUUCGGUGCAAACAUCUCUCCCGCCGCCGCGGACGUUAUCUCGACGGGCCUCGUCGCCGCGAAGGGCAACGAAGAGCUGCAAUGGAGCGAAGGGUCCUACCGUGGUUUCUUCACGUUGACCAUUAAUCCUGAUACCCUCACGGCGACGUACUACGCCAUGAACAACACCAAUUCUUCGAACCUGGACGGCUUCGCAAGCGCUCAGUUCGUGGUGGAGAACAACGCCAAUAAACUCUCGAGGCCUGUCGCUGGAGGUGUCGUUAACGCUGGCGUAUUGAAGAGCAGUGUUGUCAAUGCUACGAACUCGAGUUCGUCUUCGGCCUAG